GGAUUGUAUGUGGAAUGUAAAUAUUGCGCGAUGUUCGAGAUUUGUAAACAUUCGAGAAAAUUGGCGAAUUUUUAUGCAUAGUCUUAAUAAAAAGCGAUUGAUGUUGUAAAAUCCAAUAAAUUCAACGUUUUAUGAUUUUUACACUACUUCGAAGCGAUGGUGAAUGUAAUGAAAGGAGUAUUCGUUGAAUGUGAUCCGGCUAUGAAACAAUUUCUAUUGCAUCUCGACGAAACACUCGCACUGGGACGCAAAUUCAUCAUACAAGAUUUGGAUGAGAAUCAUUUGUUUAUCUCUACCGAUAUCGUCGAAAUACUGCAAGCACGUGUGGACGAUUUGAUGGAUCGCAUCAGUUUCCCACUGCACGAGAAGGAACCUUAAAUUUUCACACCUUUCAUAUUAAAACUACAUACAUACAAACAAAUACAAUCAUUCAACAAUGGCAGGCCGCGAAUCCAACCGCAUCAAAGAUGCCGAAAAGAAGCGCGUACUCGACGAAGCUGCACGCCAACGACGCGCGCGCAAGGCACUUGAAGCACUGGAGCAAGACAAUUUUCAUGAAG
Messenger RNA from Rhagoletis pomonella (apple maggot), 560 nucleotides. RefSeq names its product general transcription factor IIH subunit 5 (gene Tfb5). Lineage: Eukaryota; Metazoa; Arthropoda; Insecta; Diptera; Tephritidae. Gene Ontology annotation, cellular component: transcription factor TFIIH core complex; transcription factor TFIIH holo complex. Bases 157 to 378 code for a protein of 73 amino acids. The transcript has a single exon. The record is from RefSeq and is a predicted model, not a curated record. Gene Ontology annotation, biological process: transcription by RNA polymerase II; transcription initiation at RNA polymerase II promoter; nucleotide-excision repair.